AUGAGUUGUCCUGGAUGCCUCCUCGCCUCAUCCCCUCGUCGAUUUGGGUCCCGCGUCGUGACGUAUCGGACUAUAGCGCCUGGGACGGGGCAUAGUGUGGUGGCUAUGGCGGUAGUUAUGCCAUCCCUGCCCUAUUAG
Messenger RNA from Purpureocillium lilacinum, 138 nucleotides. The record is from RefSeq and is a predicted model, not a curated record. NCBI's taxonomy places the organism in Eukaryota, Fungi, Ascomycota, Sordariomycetes, Hypocreales, Ophiocordycipitaceae.